UUUUUAUUUUUUAUUUUAUUUUAUUUUCUUUUCAUUUUUUUUUUCUCUCUUCAUAUAUUUCCCUUUUUCAAAUUUUAUUACAGCAAACUUGCUACUUAUUUCAAUGGAGAAUGAAAAGGCCAAAGUUUUAACUUCUCCCUAUAAUGAAAAGCAAUUGACUGAAGUAUCUGAAAAUCAUACACAAGAUAUUAAUAACACUGAUAAUGAAGAAUUGAGCGACGAUUUGAGAAUUCACGGCGGUGAUACGGCCCUUGCAAAUGCUUCCUGGAAAUACAAAUCAAUUGCAUUAAUUACUGCACUUUUAUUUCCAUUUGGCUCACAUUUUUCUGGAAGUGCUCUUUCUGCUAUGAAAAAGCAGAUUACAACAAAUCUUCAAAUUUCAAAUACUAGAUAUGGAGUUAUUUCUGCUUCUGUUGCUAUCAUUAAUACGCUAUUCCCCAUUGCUGGUGGUAUUUUUAUAGAUAUCUUUGGUUCAGUUUGGGGUACACUAGCUAUAAAUUUUAUGGUUAUCCUUGGCUCUCUUCUCACUGCUAUUGCCGCUAAACUUAAAUCCUAUCCUCUUAUGGUUGUUGCUCGUGUUAUCUUUGGUAUUGGUAGUGGUCUGAUUGUGACGAUGCAAGAAUCUUUACUUUCAAAAUGGUUUCGUACUCAGCAUUUAUCAAUUGCUAUAGGUCUGCAGUUAUCCAUCAGUCGUCUUUCAACGUUUUUAGGUACCUUAGUUUCAAAUGCAGUUGCUGAAGCUACAGGUGAUUGGGUUUGGGCCUUUUGGUUAUCCUUUAUUAUAUGUGGAUUCUCGAUCCUAAUGAAUCUUAUUUAUGCUCUAGUGGUUAAACACCUGAAAGGGCAAGUAACACUGUCAGAAAAGGAAAAAGAAUUACUAAAAAAGAAAAAGACAUUUAAAUGGCGUUCAAUUUUCAAAUUUCCACUGAUCUUUUGGCAUAUUAUUUUUAUUGAAUUUAUUUAUGCUGCCGUCUGGUCCUCCUUCCAGACAAUUGCUACUGACUUAAUUAUUAAACAUUUUAAAACAGAUAACGUCUUGGCUGGUUAUAAAGCUAGUGCAUCUCAAGCUGUACCUAUCGUAGCCACUCCUAUUCUUGGGUUCAUUAUGGAUUUCUAUGGUUGUCGUGUGAUAAUUCUCCUCAUUUCUUCAAUUUUCUUACUUCUCAGUUCAGGUCUUUUGGGUUGGACCUAUGUAGAUGCAAUGGUUGGCAUGGUCUUUUAUUCUAUCUCGCUUGCUUUUGGUCCUAUUGCCAUGAUCACCUCCAUAGGAAUGUUGCUCCCAUCUGAAUACAUUGGUACAGGGUUAGGCAUUUAUAAAAGUUCAAAUAAUAUUGGUACAGCCAUUUUAGAUGUUGUUGUAGGAGUUGUUCAAGAUAAUACGAACGGAGGUGCCUAUACGAAUGUGAUGCUUGUAUUUAUUAUCCUGGCUGGUGUUGGAUUUAUUGCCAUCUCAGGGCUAUGGAUUUAUCAAUUUUAUUCCUAUAAUAACCUUUUGGAAGUUAGCCGAACUACGCGUGUUAUUCGUAUGCAAGCAAUUAAUGAUAGGGAGCUUGAGUUAACUACUAAAGGUAAAGAUCCAUAUUCUGAAACUCCCAUAAAAAAGAGUAGUAUUGUUAUGGUUAGUAUAUUCGUUGCUGCUCUUAUCGUUGCAUGGGUACUCUUUUUUGUAUAUUCUAUUCGUGGUGCUGCAUAGUUAAUACAUACAAUACCAAUCUCUUUCUCUUGAUUUAACCAAAGCAAAAAAUAGAAAACAAAAAAAAGCAGUUCAAUUUUAUAUACAAAAAUUAUAUAUUACAGUUUAAUAUACUUUAAUGCUCUAUAAAUUAAUAAUAUUAUUAAAUAAAGGAGCCUACUUCUUUUCUACUCAGUUUUGUAUUCUAUAUAAAUACUUUAAGUCUUUUAUAUAAAUAUGUGUCUAUAUAUUUUACUCCAAGUUAGCGGGCUUUCUU
Molecule: messenger RNA, 1949 nt
Organism: Cokeromyces recurvatus
Lineage: Eukaryota; Fungi; Mucoromycota; Mucoromycetes; Mucorales; Mucoraceae
Product: major facilitator superfamily domain-containing protein
Exons: 3
Coding region: 104-1693 (529 amino acids)
Biological process (GO): transmembrane transport
Molecular function (GO): transmembrane transporter activity
Source: RefSeq, a predicted model, not a curated record